Messenger RNA from Thermothielavioides terrestris NRRL 8126, 4350 nucleotides. Its product is annotated as SNF21-like protein. Gene Ontology annotation, cellular component: nucleus. Gene Ontology annotation, molecular function: histone binding; ATP-dependent chromatin remodeler activity; DNA binding. The record is from RefSeq and is a predicted model, not a curated record. The coding region runs from base 1 to 4350 and encodes 1449 amino acids. NCBI's taxonomy places the organism in Eukaryota, Fungi, Ascomycota, Sordariomycetes, Sordariales, Chaetomiaceae. Gene Ontology annotation, biological process: positive regulation of transcription by RNA polymerase II. The transcript is spliced from 4 exons.
AUGGCGAGUGUGCAGUUGCCGGCUGCGGUGCAGCAUCCCGGCUCCGUCCUCCCGGCGAGCAUGACCCAGCAGCAGGCUCAGGAAGUAUUCAUGAGAUUCCAGCAGAUGAAGAAACAGGGCGUUCCCAGCACAGACCCGGAGUUCAUCAAGACCCAAUCCAUUCUUGCCGCUCUCCAGCGACAGAGCGAGUUGCGGAAGCAGCAGCUGCAGUUGCAGCAGCAACAGCAGCAGCAGCAACAGCAACAACAACAACAACAGCAAGCAAUGCAAAAUGGGGCCAACGGUCUCGUCAACGGAGCUCAACCUCCGCGUCCUGCCCAGCCCGCGGCUGCGCAAUCAACCAUGCCUCCCGCGACGACAUCACUUGGCGCAUCUGCCCUGCCGGCCACCGCUAACGGCUCUGCGGCGCCCGCAAAUGCUGCUGCACCGGCGCAGAACCAGGCCAGCCAAUUCACACCAGCGCAGCUGAGCCUGCUCUGGACACAAAUCAAGGCCUUUAGGAUGCUUGGUAAGAACGCAGGCGUCCCGAUCCAGAUGCAAAGGGCCAUCUUCGAGCACAGGGCGCGCCGCCGUGCAUCCCUGGCCGCCAAGCAAGGUCCUCAGUCCGCCUCGGUCGCUGCCGACUCGGAGACGCCUACGCAAGAUGGUGUGAAAUCCGAUGCGCAAGGCAACUCCGCGUCUGUUCCGCAGCCUAAGGCCUUCAAGACACUGAAAUCUCCGUACGACGGCGGGCUCGUUCGAAAGACCAUCUCUUAUAUGGACCAUGGCCGGCGCAAGAAUCGCCUCAUCAUUCCCGGCAUCUUCCCGACAGGCAUCGACUUUGAGCAGCUGAGGGCCGACCGCGAGAAGAUCGUCUUCAACCGCAUGAGCGCGAGGUACUCCGAGUUGAAGUCGCUCCCUGGCAACCUGGCGCACUGGGACGCCUCCAGUGAUGUCCUCGUGGCCGACGACACUGCGAAGAGGAAAGCCAUCAUUGAGAUGAAGAAGUUGGCCUUGUAUUCCCGGCAGCGCGCCCUGAGGGACAAGAUCGGGAAGCAGAUGAUGCACUACGACAACCUGGCCAUGACCACGAACCGCGCUCAAUACCGCCGCAUGAAGAAGCAGAACGUCCGGGAAGCCCGCAUUACCGAGAAGCUGGAGAAGCAGCAGCGCGAUGCGCGCGAGAACCGGCAGAAGAAGAGGCAUGACGACCAGAUGAUGGCGCUUUACAAUCAUCGCAACGAGGUUCUCAACGCCGGCCAGAGCCAGCGCGGCAAGAUGCAGAAGCUCAGCCGUGUCAUGUACAACCAUCAUUUCAACAUCGAGAAGGAAGAGCAGAAGCGGAUCGAGAGGACCGCCAAGCAGCGUCUACAGGCUCUCAAGGCCAACGACGAAGAGGCCUACCUCAAGCUGCUCGACCAGGCCAAGGAUACGCGUAUCACUCACUUGCUCCGUCAGACCGAUGGCUUCCUGCACCAACUCGCCUCCUCCGUCCGCGCCCAGCAGCGGGAGGCCGCCGAGCGCUACGGCCAGGACAUCGAUGUGCCUGACAGCGACGAGGAGGAUGAAGAGGAUGAGGAGAGCAGCCGCAAGAUCGACUACUACGCCGUCGCCCACCGCAUCAAGGAGGAGGUCACCGAGCAGGCCAGCAUCCUAGUUGGCGGCACGCUGAAGGAGUACCAGCUCAAGGGCCUGCAGUGGAUGCUGUCGCUCUACAACAACAACCUGAACGGUAUCCUGGCCGACGAGAUGGGUCUCGGCAAGACGAUCCAGACCAUCAGUUUGAUCACGUACCUGAUCGAGAAGAAGCAUCAGAACGGCCCCUACUUGGUCAUCGUGCCGCUCAGCACGCUUACCAACUGGAACCUCGAGUUUGACAAGUGGGCGCCGUCGGUUGCCAAGGUCGUGUACAAGGGACCUCCCAAUGCUCGCAAGAUGCAGCAAGAGAAGAUCCGCCAGGGCAAGUUCCAGGUCUUGCUCACGACAUACGAGUACAUCAUCAAGGACCGGCCGCUGCUGAGCAAGAUCAAGUGGUUCCACAUGAUCAUCGACGAGGGCCAUCGCAUGAAGAACACCAACUCCAAGCUCAGCGCCACCAUUCAGCAGUACUACAGCACCCGCUUCCGCCUUAUCCUUACCGGUACCCCUCUACAAAACAACCUUGCCGAACUGUGGGCCAUGCUCAACUUCGUCUUGCCCAACAUCUUCAAAUCCGCCAAGACGUUCGACGAGUGGUUCAACACUCCCUUCGCCAACACGGGUGGCCAAGACAAGAUGGAACUCACGGAAGAAGAACAGAUUCUCGUCAUCCGUCGCCUGCAUAAGGUGCUGCGGCCGUUCUUGCUACGUCGCCUCAAGAAGGAUGUCGAGAAGGAUCUCCCCGACAAGACGGAGAAGGUCAUCAAGUGCAAGUUCUCGGCCCUGCAGGCUCGCCUGUAUAAGCAGAUGGUUACACACCAGAAGAUUGCAGUCAGCGACGGCAAGGGCGGCAAGACGGGCGCCCGUGGCUUGAGCAACAUGAUCAUGCAGCUCCGGAAACUGUGCAACCACCCGUUCGUGUUUGACGAGGUCGAGAACCAGAUGAACCCGGCCAAUGUCAGCAACGACCUCCUGUGGAGGACGGCCGGCAAGUUCGAGCUCCUGGACAGGAUUCUUCCCAAGUACAAGGCGACGGGCCAUCGCGUGUUGAUGUUCUUCCAGAUGACCGCCAUCAUGGACAUCAUGGAAGACUUCCUCCGAUACCGAGGCAUCCAGUACCUCCGACUCGACGGUACCACCAAGUCGGAAGACCGGUCCGAUCUGCUCAAGGAGUUCAACCGGUCGGAUUCCCCUUAUUUCAUGUUCCUGCUUUCCACCCGUGCCGGUGGUCUCGGGUUGAACUUGCAAACCGCCGACACGGUCAUCAUCUACGAUUCCGACUGGAAUCCUCACCAGGAUUUGCAGGCUCAGGAUCGUGCGCAUCGUAUCGGCCAGAAGAACGAGGUGCGAAUCCUGCGGCUGAUCAGCUCUGCGUCCGUUGAAGAGAAGAUCCUCGAGCGCGCCAGGUUCAAGCUGGACAUGGACGGCAAGGUCAUCCAGGCCGGUCGCUUCGACAACAAGUCCUCCGAGACGGACCGCGAUGCCAUGCUCAGGACGCUCCUGGAAACGGCGGACAUGGCCGAAUCCGGCGAGCAGGAGGAGAUGGACGACGAAGAGCUCAACAUGAUCCUCGCUCGGAACGAGGAGGAGCUUAACAUCUUCCAGAAGCUGGACGAGGAGAGGUCGCGCGAUCCUAUCUACGGCACCGCUCCCGGCUGCAAGGGUGUGCCCCGUCUCAUGGCCGAGGACGAGUUGCCCGAUAUCUACCUGAACGAGGGUAAUCCGGUCGAAGAAGAGUCCGAGGUGUUGCUCGGCCGUGGUGCCCGUGAGCGCACCAAGGUCAAGUACGACGACGGGCUCACGGAGGAGCAGUGGCUCAUGGCCGUAGACGACGACGAGGAUACGCCCGAGGCGGCGGCCGCGCGGAAGGCGGCCCGCAAGGAGAAGCGCGAGGCGAACAAGCUGAAGCGCUUGGCGCUGCUGAACGCUUCCAUGGAGAACUCGCCGUCCGCCAGCCGCGCUAGCACCGAGGAUGUCGAGACACCGGUCAAGAAGCGCGGGCGCAAGCCGGGCAGCAAGAACCAGGAGAAGCGCAAGGCAGAAGACGGCGACGACGAACCGCCUGCUAAGAAACGCCGCGGACCGCAGGGACGUCCGAAGGCAGUUAGCACGGGCGCGAGCGAGGCCCGUCUGUCGCCGGAGCUGCGCGAGAAGCUGCAGAAGAGCCUGAGGCGCAUCUUUGACGGGCUGAUGAACCUCGAGGUGGACGACGACGAGCCGGAGGAGAAGCCCGACGGCGACAAGGACGACGACGACGGGCCGCCGAAGCGGCUCAUCAUCGGGCCGUUCGUCAAGCUCCCGCCCAAGCGCGACUGGGGCGACUACUACCUCAUCAUCGCCAACCCGAUCUGCAUGAACGACAUCCAGAAGCGGAUAAAGAAGGAGGAGUACAACAGCCUGGCGGACAUGCGCAAGGAUCUCGACUUGAUGGUCAGGAACUGCAGGACCUUCAACGAAGAGAGCAGCGGCAUCUGCCAGGAUGUGAACCUGAUCGAGGCCUUCUUCAAGAAGGAGUUCGAAAAGGAGCUCUCGGAAAACCCGGACCUGCGCGCCCUCGAGGAUCCCUCCGCCUCCUCCUCAUCGCCCACCGCCGACGGCACCCGCAACACCACGCCCAGCGGCCCGCCCACGCGCAUCAAGCUGGUGUCGGGCUCGUCCGCGGGCGCGGCCAAUGGCGGGCCGGUCAAUGGCGCGGGCGGCGGCAGCGGGGCGGGGCAGAGCGACGAGGAGUAG